UUAUCACAACUUCCACUCGUGAACCUUUUCCAGUGCCCAAACUAUAUAUACACACAUAAGCGUUUUCAGUUUCUGUGAAACACCACAAACACUAAAACACAAAAUGAAGUACCUCAUAACCACCAUUCUUACGUUGUUCUUUGUGUUUCCCUUUGCAUUUGGUGAUCUGAGAGUUGGGUUCUAUGGCUCUAGCUGCCCCAGAGCAGAGGAAAUCGUUCGACAGAUUGUUCAAAGGAGAUUCAACCGCGAUCGAUCCAUUACUGCAGCCUUGCUUCGCAUGCACUUCCAUGAUUGCUUUGUCAGAGGGUGUGACGCGUCCAUAUUAAUAGACUCAACCAGGGGCAACCAAUCUGAGAAAGCCGCAGGGCCAAACGGCACCGUUCGGGGCUUCGAGCUAAUAGACGAAAUAAAAAAAGCGUUGGAAACAGCGUGCCCUUCAACGGUUUCAUGUGCGGAUAUAAUAACCCUUGCCACACGUGAUUCCGUUGCCAUGGCAGGUGGGCCCCGAUACGACGUCGCAACGGGAAGGCGUGACGGCCUCGUCUCGAGAAUCUCUGACGUGUCGCUGCCUGGGCCACGUUCCACUGUGUCGGCGGCGCAGCAAGCGUUCGCCGCAAACGGCAUGUCGUUGGAUGAAAUGGUGACGCUGUUGGGAGCGCACACUAUCGGUGUGGCGCACUGUAGUUUCUUUCGCGACAGGCUCAACGACCCCAAUAUGGACCCUGGUUUGCAGGCCAAGUUGGGCCGGAUUUGUAGGCCCAAAAAAGGCGAUCCCACAAGUUUUCUGGACCAAAACACGUCGAUGGUUUUUGACAAUGAAUUCUACAAUCAAAUUAUUUUAAAGAGGGGUGUGCUUUUUAUUGAUCAGCAAUUGGCUUUGGACCCUUUGUCGAGUAAGUUGGUGUCGGUUUUUGCUGGAAAUAGUGCUGUUUUUGAAAGGAGUUUCAUUAAUGCUAUUGUGAAGAUGGGGAACAUUAGGGUUUUGGUGGGGACUGAUGGAGAUAUUAGGAAAAAUUGUAGGGUUUUUAACAAAUGAGAAUUUGUGCCUGUGUUUCUGAUUAAUUGUGUUUCAAUUCAUUGCUUCAGUGAUGGUAACGUGCAGCGAUUUCACUGCAAUGUUGUAACUUCUUCAUGUUGGUAAAAGAUUCAUAGAUGUUUGAAUUAA
Vigna angularis (adzuki bean) is the source of this 1165-nucleotide messenger RNA. RefSeq names its product peroxidase 44. NCBI's taxonomy places the organism in Eukaryota, Viridiplantae, Streptophyta, Magnoliopsida, Fabales, Fabaceae. Gene Ontology annotation, biological process: hydrogen peroxide catabolic process; response to oxidative stress. Bases 104 to 1036 code for a protein of 310 amino acids. Gene Ontology annotation, cellular component: plant-type cell wall; plasmodesma. Gene Ontology annotation, molecular function: heme binding; peroxidase activity. The transcript has 2 exons. The record is from RefSeq and is a predicted model, not a curated record.